GCCGCCCGUCUGCGCCCAGGCACCCCGCGGGCACCAUGCACCUCUCCCAGCUGCUGGCCUGCGCCCUGCUGCUCGCGCUACUCUCGCAGCGGCCCUCCGAAGCCAAGCCCGGGGCGCCGCCGAAGGUCCCGCGAACUCCGCCCGGCGAGGAAGGGACCGAGCCCCAGGCUGCGGCCGGCGGUCAGAAGAAGGGCGACAAGACUCCCGGGAGCGGCGGCGCCAAUCUCAAGGACGACCGGUCGCGACUGCUCCGGGACCUGCGCGUGGACACCAAGUCCCGGGCGGCGUGGGCCCGCCUCCUGCACGAGCACCCCAACGCGCGCAAAUACAAGGGAGGCAACAAGAAGGGUUUGUCCAAGGGCUGCUUCGGCCUCAAGCUGGACAGGAUCGGCUCUAUGAGCGGCCUGGGAUGUUAGUGAGGCGACCCCUGGCGGCGGUUGGGGACUUGCUGCGUUUUGCUGAGGUCACCCUUGGUCAUCAGCCUCCUCGCAUCUGGAAGCACCUCCAGCGCAAUGUGGCUUUUACAUUUCUUUUUUUUUUUCCUGGUACUGGGAAUACACAACACCAGCUGUUUUAUGAUUAUUUAGGGAGGGGGGUAUGACUUUAUCAUUUGUUUUUUUUUUUUAAUGAAAAAUAAAAAGUUAUAUAUUAUAUAUAUAUUAUAUACGUGAAACACACACACCUACACCAACGUGAUGACAAGGGACAGUUUUUAAGAGACUGACAAAACCAGCUGUAAAACAUUGCUGUUUGUAAAUUCAUGUCAUGCAUAAAUGUAUUUAUGUUGUAAAGCUAUUUAUAUUGUUUAUAAAGAGAUAUUUAUAAAAAUUUUAUUUAUGUAACUAAAUGAAAGAAGUCAAUCAUUGUAAUGUUUUUGUCUUAACUAGUUGAAAAAUGUAAAA
Dama dama (fallow deer) is the source of this 902-nucleotide messenger RNA. It is a transcript of the gene NPPC, whose product is annotated as natriuretic peptide C. Gene Ontology annotation, cellular component: extracellular region. The record is from RefSeq and is a predicted model, not a curated record. Gene Ontology annotation, biological process: receptor guanylyl cyclase signaling pathway; cGMP biosynthetic process. The coding region runs from base 36 to 416 and encodes 126 amino acids. NCBI's taxonomy places the organism in Eukaryota, Metazoa, Chordata, Mammalia, Artiodactyla, Cervidae. Gene Ontology annotation, molecular function: hormone activity; hormone receptor binding. The transcript has 3 exons.